CGCGGGGAGGGGGCCGAGAGGGCGACAAAGCCGGCGCGCGCCCGGCUGGGGGCGGAGGGCGGGGGUCCAAGGGCCGGAACAGCCGCGGUAAGUGGCGGUGGCGGAGGCAGCUGAAGCGGCGGCGGCAAGCGGGGGUCGCAGCGGCGGCGGCGGGCCCGGACUCGGGCCGAGGAGCCGGGCGCGAUGGAGCGGAAGAGGUGGGAGUGCCCGGCGCUCCCGCAGGGCUGGGAGAGGGAAGAAGUGCCCAGAAGGUCGGGGCUGUCGGCCGGCCACAGGGAUGUCUUUUACUAUAGCCCCAGCGGGAAGAAGUUCCGCAGCAAGCCCCAGCUGGCGCGCUACCUGGGCGGCUCCAUGGACCUGAGCACCUUCGAUUUCCGCACGGGCAAGAUGCUGAUGAGUAAGAUGAACAAGAGCCGCCAGCGCGUGCGCUACGACUCCUCCAACCAGGUCAAGGGCAAGCCCGACCUCAACACGGCCCUUCCUGUGCGGCAGACGGCGUCCAUCUUCAAGCAGCCAGUCACCAAGAUCACCAACCACCCCAGCAACAAGGUCAAGAGCGACCCACAGAAGGCGGUUGACCAACCGCGGCAGCUGUUCUGGGAGAAGAAGCUAAGCGGGCUGAGCGCCUUCGACAUCGCAGAGGAGCUAGUCAGGACCAUGGACCUGCCCAAGGGGCUGCAGGGCGUGGGUCCUGGCUGCACCGAUGAGACCUUGCUGUCCGCCAUCGCCAGCGCUCUGCAUACCAGCACCAUGCCCAUCACGGGACAGCUCUCGGCCGCCGUGGAGAAGAACCCGGGUGUGUGGCUGAACACCACGCAGCCUCUGUGCAAAGCCUUCAUGGUGACCGACGAGGACAUCAGGAAGCAGGAGGAGCUGGUACAGCAGGUGCGAAAGCGGCUGGAGGAGGCACUGAUGGCCGACAUGCUGGCCCACGUGGAGGAGCUAGCACGGGAUGAGGCACCACUGGACAAGGCCUGUGGGGAUGAGGAUGAGGAAGAUGAGGAAGACGAGGAGGAGGAGGAGCCUGAGCCAGACCCGGACCUGGAGCGCAUCUAGUGCAGGUGCUCACCCUCCUCCGCUCUGCCCACUGCACCUGGCCCUGCCACACUGGGGCUAGGCUUGGUGGCCACAGUAGGAAGGGUCAGCUGGAGUUCACCCUUCCUGGGUGCCCCUCCCAAGCCUCGGGGUGUGGCAGAGGUCACUGCCCCAUGGACUUGGGCAUGGAGUGUGGCCAGCUCAGGCCUGCAGGGCAGCAGGCCCCUCCACAUGGAACUCAGGGCCACUGCUCCUUGGCUAUGAGGCAGGACAGUGCCAGUGGGCUUGCCCCUUACCCCGCGCCACAAGGCCUGCAGCUGCCAUGUUUCCAUGAGUUGGAGAACAUUCUGGAAACAAUCUGACCCCAGCUCUGCAGUGAGGAACAUAGUCCUGAGCCAGCAGGCCAGCCCUUUGGGACACUGUUGCUGCAACCCUGCAGCCCCCCAAUGGGUAGAGUUGGUGACCCUCAGAAGGGCACCUGGGCAGUUGCCCCAGGAGGCUGAUUUCUUUGAAUAAAUGGAUGACAUGAA
Octodon degus (degu) is the source of this 1565-nucleotide messenger RNA. It is a transcript of the gene Mbd3, whose product is annotated as methyl-CpG binding domain protein 3. Gene Ontology annotation, molecular function: DNA binding. The record is from RefSeq and is a predicted model, not a curated record. Bases 184 to 1056 code for a protein of 290 amino acids. Lineage: Eukaryota; Metazoa; Chordata; Mammalia; Rodentia; Octodontidae. The transcript is spliced from 7 exons.